CACUUGGACCCCAGCCUGAACCGCCGUCAUCCGAGCUACGGAGUUCAUCUGAAACGCGAGAGGAGACGAUUGAUGCAAGGCGGCAACGGCGGCGGCGGCGGAGGGGGGUGCAGAGAAGGAGACUGGGAGUGCGGCGGAUGUAGGAACAAAAACUACGCCUUCAGAAGCUUCUGCAACCGAUGUAAGCAGCCCCGUCUUUUGGUAGACAACAAAACUCCUCCAGAUUCCAAGUGGCUCCCCCGUAUUGGAGACUGGAUUUGCACAGGUACUUUUUUCUUGAUUGUGUUCUUCCGUAUUUUGGUGCGUUUCUAGAUUAUCUUAGCGUCUGUUUGCGCGAUUUAGGGUUUAUCCCACUCAAUGAUAUCGUAUGCGCGAUAAGUGUUUUUCUCAACUGGAUUGGUAGAUUUGUAACAUUCGAUAACGAUGCGAUGAACUCACUGUUAUUGUGAAGUUUAACCAUGUAAUCGUUUUUAAUAAAACCAUACCAAUUGGAAAAAAUGGAAUAGAAAUCAUUCUCCCUCCAUGUUGAGUAGUAAAGGGAUUGGGGGUUUUAAUUUAUGUGUUCAAUAUUAUUUUUAUGGCCUGAUCAAUAUGACUAGAAGUAUUGAAUUGUUAUCCGAAUCCUGGUUCUGGAUUAUAGCUAAUGCUAUCCAGUCCCAGUUUGGUUGAGUAAGUUUUUGAUAGAAUAAGUGUGCAGUUAGUCGAACUCUUAGGUUAACUAAUUUCUCCAUGUCUGUCACAAUGGUUUGAAUGUCUUCUAUCAUGUAAAUUCCUUUAGAAAUUUCAUUUCGGUAGGUUAAGGUAUUUCAUUUUUUCACUAUGUAUUGUCAUCUUGGAUGCGGGUUGGCGUGCGUAUUCUUGGAUUAUUUCCUCUCUGGUUGGGUUGUGCGUUGUGUGUGUGGAAAAAUGGCCCAUAGGUUGCACUAACAACAACUAUGCAUCAAGAGAGAAUUGCAAAAAAUGUGGACAACCAAAGGCGGUGGCCUCAAUGCCAGCAGUUUCAGUUCACGGUUCAACUCUCCCUACACAUCCAAAUUAUUUUUCUGGGGUAACUGGACAAGCAAUCCAACAUGCGCCAUUGCCAACCUCCCAGUGGUCUUCUUUAGCACAUGGUGAUCAUUAUGCAGUGCAGCCAGCUUCUACGUGGGCUUUGUCUGGGAGCAACAGUGCUGGAGUUCCAUAUGCAUUUGCAAAUGGGUGGCGUCAUGGUGACUGGUUUUGCAAAUGUGGGUUCCACAAUUAUUCUUCUCGUGCACAGUGUAAACGGUGUGAUGCUUCUCUGCCACCAUCUUCGGCCUCUUCUUUCAGCAGCCCAGCAAUUACAGCUCUUGGGACAAAGCGUCUAGCAUCAGAAGAACUUGUUCGUGACUGGGAAAACAAGAGGCUAAAUGCUGGACAUCCAUCAUAUUCGACCUUUGGAAGUGGAAACACGAUGGAGCUUUUGAAUUUGCAUGGCAACCUACAUACGCUUCCUGCAGCACCCACUCUCCUUGGGAAGGGGGCAAAACAGUGGCGCGAUGGGGAUUGGAUGUGCACGAAUUGCAAUAAUCACAACUAUGCAUCUCGGUCACAAUGUAACAGGUGCAAAACUCAGAGAGAGACGAGUGCCCAGCCGGUCAGUGUUGUCUAGUUCUCAGUUCAAAACAACGUUUCAUUAUCUUGCAGCUUCAUGGUGGUAUACUCUUGAGUACUCAUCUUUCUCCCUUGUUUUUCUGUUUGAUGUUGGGAAUGAGGUUUGAGUGAUUCUGGUUGGGAGUCGAAGGGGUUUUUUUCCUUCUCCGUCAACAUUGUUGAAGACGAGAAUGGGAAUAUUAUUUUGAGAUGGAGAUAGGAAUUUGUUUGUGUUAUUGUUGUCUAGCUUCUACUAUACACGGAGUAUGUUAAUUUUAUUGCUAAAGCUUUCUCGAGACAUGACUAUCAUAACUAUGUCGAUGCUGUUUUUUGGGUCUCGUUAUACUUUUUGUGCCAAUACAAAUACUUUUUUAUC
This is a messenger RNA of Cuscuta campestris, 1987 nucleotides long. The record is from the annotation of a GenBank genome assembly. NCBI's taxonomy places the organism in Eukaryota, Viridiplantae, Streptophyta, Magnoliopsida, Solanales, Convolvulaceae.